Podarcis muralis (Common wall lizard) is the source of this 4846-nucleotide messenger RNA. It is a transcript of the gene SHQ1, whose product is annotated as SHQ1, H/ACA ribonucleoprotein assembly factor. Gene Ontology annotation, cellular component: nucleoplasm; cytoplasm. The record is from RefSeq and is a predicted model, not a curated record. Lineage: Eukaryota; Metazoa; Chordata; Lepidosauria; Squamata; Lacertidae. Gene Ontology annotation, biological process: box H/ACA snoRNP assembly.
CUAUGCGCCAUCGGGAUGGGCGGGCCGUGGGCGGUAGGGGAAGACGGGUUCUGCCAGCGCGUGUGUGGAAGUGCGUGGUCUUCGGUCGGGUCGGUGGGCAGCACCUUUGGCUUUUGAGCAGUAUUCAGCAUGAUAACCCCAGCGUUUGAACUGAGUCAGGAUCCAGAUUUUCUUACAAUAACAAUCAAAGUACCAUAUGCACGAGUUUCAGAGUUUGAGGUCUAUUUCGAAGGGAAGGAGUUCAAGUUUUAUGCGAAACCAUACUUUCUCAGAUUGGCUCUUCCAGGAAGAAUUGUAGAGGAUGGAAGAGAGAAAGCAUCGUAUGACGACACAGGGGUUUUUACAAUCUAUCUUCCCAAGGAAGUUCCCGGAGAGAAUUUUGAUGGGCUAGACAUGUUGACAGCUCUGUUAGCACCAAAGAAAUCCAGAUCUGCAAAGCCUUUAGUCGAAGAGAUGGGUGCUGAAAAUCAAGAAGAGGAGGAGGAGGAGGAGGAAGAAGAAGAAGAAUUUGACUGGGAAAUUGAACAGACUCCUUAUGUGGAAAGCAAAGACAGCCCCUUAUGUUCACCUUGCACCUAUGGAUUUGGAAAUCUGAAAUCGGGAGUUUUCAGACGCCUUCAGGAUGAACUUAAUGAUGUUAUCGAUAUCAAAAAUCCAGACGUGACCCCUGCAGCUGAACGCAGAGAGAAAAGGCUGGCAGCAGAAGAUGCCAAAUUCGAUCCUGACCAUUACCUUGCUGACUUCUUUGAAGAUGAGACUAUUCACCAUCUGUUGAAAUAUGAGCCUUGGUGGGUUAAAGCCUCUAGAAAGAAGAUGGAUUCCCAAGAAAGUCAUCCUUUGAAUGAGAGCAGACAGGCAGUAAUUGUUUCCUUUACGGAAGAUGAGAAAGAGCAGCUAAGAAAAUUCACCAACAGAACUUUCCUGCUUGAUAAAAGAACUUGUCAUCAAGUAUAUCUGAGCUUAGUUGAUAUACUUCUGGCUUAUUGCUAUGAAGUCUGUGCCACUGAAGGAGAGAAGAAUGUUGAGUCUCCAUGGAACAUACGAAAGCUGAGUUCAACUCUGUGCUGGCUGGAGAGUUUUACUAGCAUUUCGGAAGUUCUGAUGUCCUUUGGGAGAAGAGUUAUGUGUUAUCCACUCUACCGACACUUCAGCUUAGUGACUCGGGCCUUAAAUGACACCAUUACGAUAUUACAACUUGGCAAAAGUGCAGUUCUGAAGUGUCUGUUAGAUAUUCACAAGAUUUUUCGAGAAAAUGAUCCUGCAUAUAUUCUUAAUGACCUUUAUAUCACAGAUUACUGCGUUUGGAUUCAAAAAGCCAAGUCAAAGAAGUUGGCAGCCCUUGCCGAAUGCGUGCAGAAAGCAGAGCUGAGCAAGGCCAAAUUAGGUUUCGAGCUUGACGAGCUGGAAGCAGCGGCCCUUCUCGUGCAAGAGGAAGAAAAGGAGUUAAAAGCUGCUGGCACAGACGUCUCCAAGCCGCAGCUGCCUCCCUCCGAAGGAGCUGCUGCGAGUGACUCUGAAGACUCAAGCAGCACUUCAUCAUAUGAGACAGGAGACUCCGAUUCAGAUGAACAAGAGUCCUCAGCCAGCGAAGAUGGGGAAAUAAAUCCUUUACAAAGCACACUCCAAGAGGAGAGGACAGCCCUGCUUAUUGACUGUAAUGGAUUAAGGCGAGACAUAGGCACUUUGACGUUAGAUGCUAGUAAUGAAAAAUCAAAGGCUCCUUUGCAAUCUACAUCUGUUCCCGGGAAACUGAUAGAGGAAUUAGGGAAGCAAAUGCAGGCGGCAAUUAGGCUUACGGAGCAGCCUGAAGGUUCGCCUUCUGUAAGUGGCGGCAGCAGCAGCACUUCAGAAGAGACAGGAACAAGCUGCACGGCUCAGCCUCAAGGACUUUCGCCGGAUCGUAAUGGAAAGAGACAUUUCUUAGAGGUGACUCCAAAGCCCAGCGCUCUUCUGCUUCUUGGCAGCACAAAUGAAGCUUCUUAAGGAAAUGUGGACGGGGUGGGCUAGGGGGUUGUGGGUUUUUGCAGUGCUAGCUGUUGUGGUUCAUUUUAACAGCCAAAGGCCACUUCAGCAAAUAUUCCUCUGCCAAAUACCAGUGAUGCAUGCAAAUAAAACAAGACUGCCUAUUCUCUGGAGUUAGUUUUGAAGUGGCAUCAUUCAAGGUUAGUAGUAUUACAAAAGGUAUGAUCAAACAUCAGUGAAGCUUGCUGAUUUGUAUUCUGCAGAUCGCUUAUAGUUCAAAUCUAUAUUUAAAUGUUGUAUUUCAUUAUCAUGGUUCCUAGCUCCUAAAUUUUCCACUCGGGAUAUUGCUGUCCUUAUUUCAAUUUAACCAUUUUGAAGUGAACAUUGUACAGCAACUAGCAGUAGGCUUGGUCAUUACAGGCACUCGCAUCUAAUAAGAUGUGCUUCAGUAGUAGUUGCAUGUUCGAUAUCGUCAAUGCCAGUGCUGCCUGAUCCUGUACUUUCUCACAACUUAUUGGGACUUAUUGCCAGGUAAGAGUACAUAGGAUUGUUCUCAUCUUUAAAAAAAAAUAAUCUGCGAUACAUGGCUGUGUAUGCUGUUUUUUCUUUCUUUUUUGAACAUGUACAUGGUCAGAAUAUAUUUUACCUUUUAAGUAUGAACAUCUGAUUUCAGAUUAUCUGUACUCCAGCUGGCUGCUAACAUGUGAUUGGGAUGGAGGAAAGGUGGGUUUAUGGUUGGUGCUGGUCCGAAAGGAACAAAACAUUCUUUUUAGCUGUAACUCUUAACAGCAGCUCACCAAAAGAUGCACCACCAUUCAAUGACGGAGCUAAGUAUAUAUUGUGUUUUUCUGCCUUUUAGACUUUUGCCUGAACUACCAACUUAUCCUCUUGCUUCGCUCUUGGGUAGCUAAGCUUCAUUAACUAAUUGUAGGCAGAGCUGUAUGUGUCUUCUGCAUCCCUGUCCGAAUGGUAUGCACAUCUCUUGAACUCGGCAUCCUGAAUUCCACAGAAUCCUUUCUUUGACAAUAUGUUGCCACUGUGGUGGGCAGAGGCAGAAUAAAUUCCCCAGACUAUGCUAGUACAUUUUCACAUGCUUGAAUUGUUGUGCAGAUUUGAAAAGAAGUAUGUGUCUGUGUAUAUGAUACAUACAUCCCAGCUCUGCGGCGCUCCAAAGAAAUCUAUAUUGCAAAAGUUUAUAGUGUCCCAUUCUUCACACUUGCACUUCUGUUUUGUGGCUGCCAGCUGGGGAAGGGAGCCUGCCUGUUCCGUUCUCAGAACAGCUCUGUUUCUCUCUGAGAACUGGACAGCUUCUGUGUUUGCGAAAGCAAUCUCUUUAUUCUGUCCAAAGCAUUGUCUUGCCUCCUGUGUAGGUUACUCCAUUCUAACUUCAUUCUGGCAGAGCUGGAGCCUGACCUCUCCACCUUUUCUUUUCUCUACCCUGCCCACCAAAUGCUCAGGAAAUUUCAGUAAGCGGAGAUAAAAUCCCGCUUCCCCUUUAAGUGUUGGGAAUACGUGGAAUGCAAGAACUAGUGUUCAAUGAUACCCUUCAAUUCAGCCUAGGUGAUGCACAACAUAAGGUUGCCUCUGAAAAUGACACCCUCUGUCAAGUGUGUUCCCCCACCACAAUGACCAGCACAACAAUGACCUGUGCUGUGACAUCAUUGUGCACAUUCCUGCAUCCCUGUCGGUGGCAGCCAUGUGGAGUGGGAAAAGACUGUGGUGAUGUUACAACACAGCCAAGUGUUUCUAAAUGUUGUGAGAGGAAAGGGAGGAACCUCUGUGUGGGGAUGCAGCUUUCAGUGGCACAGGAUGCCUGUAGCAUGUGUUUCAACCUUCUGACGUUGUUAAGAAAGAGGAAAUGCCUCGCUACACCCCACCAGCUAGAAGGCAGUGCCUCACAUUUGCCUCCUCCCCCCACCAUUGGGAAGUCUGUGUUCCUGAUAUUUUUGUUGCCGGCAUUCUAAUCUUGCAGGUAUCUCUUCCUGCCCUGCUAUAGCCCCUGUUCUGUUCAGCCAUCUUUAUACCUGCCAAAUGAACAAGCAAGGUUGGCUGUGGUGCUUUCACCAGCCAAAGCCAACAAGGGAAAAGGCCCAACUGUUUCCAAAACGGUGGCUACAAUAAUCUAUUGCAGAUGUGUUUUGAGUUCAGUCAUCUGUAUUUUUUUAUUAUUAUUAUUUUAUGUUCAGCCAGCCACCCUCUCUCCCAGUGCUUUAACUGUCGCACUUGAAAGCUGUUGCACUUUUGUAUUGUAUUGUUGGUGUAUAAAUUUGUUAAACAAAAAGGGUCCCCCUCACGCAUCUUCCUUACAGUGUCAUUCCCCAUGCUUCGCUUUGUGAGGGAGGGAGUGUGCUAUUUUAGAUCACUUCUCCUACGAUAGAUAAAUCAUAUCCAUUCAGGUACUCAAAUUCAUAUAUACACUUCGGACAGCUGCAUACUUUCCAUAGCUGAUGCAUUACAGUAUGUUCCUCUGUUGUUUACCUUAGUAAAACUUGCAAACUUUGAAGGAGGAUGCACGCACCCAAACCUGUGUCUUCCUGAUACAUCUCUUCUUCAUGCUUCUUUGUGGAGAAGCCAGCUCUGCUGCGACCUGUGUUUGAAGUGUGAAGCUGCUCUGUUCUGUUCCAUAUGGAAAGUGACCGCCUUCUGUGUGUCCCGUUACAGUAUCUGGACCUAUUUUAACCAUGCUGUCCAUAUUCUAACAGCAAAGCUUAUUUGGAGAGGUUUUUCCUUUACUUGGAACUCUGUCCAACUGAAGGCUUUUCAGAACCUCAGCAUCUUUUGCAAACAUUGCAAGAGUUUUUCUCUUUGAGAGGUCGUUUAGGAGCCCAGGUUAAGUCGGUGGUUAGAGCUUCUGCCUCAUGUUAAUAAAUGCUAACUGACGGUU